Macrobrachium nipponense is the source of this 1272-nucleotide messenger RNA. RefSeq names its product glutamate receptor ionotropic, delta-2-like. The record is from RefSeq and is a predicted model, not a curated record. Gene Ontology annotation, molecular function: ligand-gated monoatomic ion channel activity. The transcript is spliced from 9 exons. NCBI's taxonomy places the organism in Eukaryota, Metazoa, Arthropoda, Malacostraca, Decapoda, Palaemonidae. The coding region runs from base 1 to 1272 and encodes 423 amino acids. Gene Ontology annotation, cellular component: membrane.
AUGGAUCUUGUGUCCAGUUCCCUGAAGGAAGGCAUGCGAGGCCUCUUCAUCGCAGCCGAGGGGAGAUCCCUUCUCUCUGACUCUUCGUUGUCUCCUCCCGAGAAAGGUUUACUGAGAUGGGUGAAUAUUGCUGCCAUAGAAGCCCCAGGUGAUGGCCUAUGGAAACUUGAGUUCUCAGGAUCGUGGACUUCGCUAGGGCUGCGAAUCCUGCGACCGCUGUGGCCGGGAGUAUCCUUCAACCUCUUGGGCAGAACUGUUCGAAUAUCUUGUCUCAAGAAGCCGACAGUAUUUGAUUAUGAAGGUGAAGCUACCCAUCUGAAGGAGACCAACGGCUAUGCAGCAGACAUUGCGAGGGAGAUACAACAGCGACUGAAUUUCACAGAUAUUUUGGUUCGUAGCGACGGAUUCGGGGCAUUUGCUGAUGGGAAGUGGAAUGGAAUGGUUGGAGAUCUCUAUGAGAAGAAGGCAGACGUGUCCCCAACAGAUUUCACUCCCAUCUGGCAGCGGACCCUUGUGAUUGACUUCGGUCUCUCCUACGGCACUGAUCCCGUCGUCAUCAUCUCAAAGGCACCGAGUGUUUACAUGAAGCCUCUCCUUCUACUGGAGAUAUUUACGCUUGACGCCUGGGUUUGCAUCAUGGGCAUCGGCCUGGUAGCUGGGGCAGCCACUGGAGCUCUGAUGAAAAUCAAACAGGCGCUCGGUCAUCCCUCAACCGGUGUUGUUUUGGGUCCUCUGGCUUACGCAGCUGGGUACAUGAGUGUCAUCGUCUCCCAGCCAAGCGACGAGGACUGUUGGACCUCUUGGAUCGGAGGUCAGGUUAUAGGAGGCUGCGUCAUGUUCUUCUCUGUUGUUCUGGGGUCACUCUACAAGAGUUUAGUGACAGCCUUCCUGGCCAUUCCUUUCAGGUCCCAACCCAUAAAUUCACUGGAGGACAUGUUAAGAAGGAACGUUAUUCCAGCUAUCAGGCUUUUCAGUAGCCCGUACAGUUUCUUCUUGACAGAGAACUCUGGAAAAGUAGGAGAAAGAGUUCGCAACAUUAUGGAGACGUUCAGCGGUAUUGAGGUUUCGGAAUGGAAGUUCAUGAAGAAAGUGGCGGAUGGCACCUAUGCUUGGAUAGAUACGGCUAGUUCUGCCAUUGGAAGCAGCAACCAGUUUGAGGCCAUCGGGAAACCAUGCUUGUAUUACGUGGCCCAUAAUCCUGUCCGAAUAGACCUUGAUGCCUUUGCUUAUCCUAAAAACAGCAUUGUAAAGUAUCAAUUUGAUGAAAUGUAA